AUGAGCAAGCGUUUAGCGCAACGUUUUUUAGAGCGGCGUUUCAAGGAAGACAGCGUGUUACACGAGCGAUAUGUAGAUUUUAUGCGUGAUUAUCUCGAGGCGGGGCACAUGUCUAUAGUGACCGACUCGGGUCAAAAUCUCGAACACCCGGUAGUCUAUUUACCACACCACGGAGUAGUCAAGGAGACAAGCUCUACUACUAAACUCCGCGUGGUAUUUGAUGCAUCAAGCAAGACCAGUUCUGGGCCGGGAUUCUCUAAACAGAAUCCCGGCCCUGGAAAAUCUUUAAACGAUGUGCUCCGCGUCGGGACCACAAAUCAGAGUAGCUUGUUUGACAUUAUAAUGCGUUUUAGAUUUCACGACGUUGUAUUGACUGGAGAUAUUAGACAGAUGUACCGACAGGUUCUCGUGCAUCCAGAUGACAGAGACUACCAGCGGAUACUCUGGAGAUUCUCGCAGGACGAACCAGUUAAGGAAUUUCGCCUAAAUACGGUUACAUAUGGUCAGGCGAGUUCUGCGUAUUUAGCGAUCAAGUGCAUACAAAUGCUGGCUGAGGAAGCACGUGCAGACGAUAUAGAGAGCGCUGUAGCAUUGAGAGAGCAGCUUGAGAUGGUGUUACAGCGCGGAGGGUUUAUGGCACACAAAUGGUGCUCUAAUAGCGAAAGGGUAAUGGAUAAGGUGCCAAUUCAUUUGAGAGAGAAUACAAGUAGCAUCCGCAUUGAUGCCGAGGGCACAAUCAAAACAUUGGGCCUGGAGUGGAAUCCCAAGGCCGAUGAGUUUCAAUUCUUCGUAGCAAUGGCGGAGGCAGCUGUCACUAAGCGUGAAGUUCUUUCAGAAAUAAGCAAAUUCUUUGACCCGCAUGGUCUGAUUGGGCCGGUACUGACGGCAGCCAAGUUGAUUAUGCGGCAGGCCUGA
Molecule: messenger RNA, 915 nt
Organism: Cyphomyrmex costatus
Lineage: Eukaryota; Metazoa; Arthropoda; Insecta; Hymenoptera; Formicidae
Exons: 3
Coding region: 1-915 (304 amino acids)
Source: RefSeq, a predicted model, not a curated record